Galeopterus variegatus (Sunda flying lemur) is the source of this 1601-nucleotide messenger RNA. RefSeq names its product lipoyltransferase 1 (gene LIPT1). Lineage: Eukaryota; Metazoa; Chordata; Mammalia; Dermoptera; Cynocephalidae. Gene Ontology annotation, molecular function: lipoyltransferase activity. Gene Ontology annotation, biological process: protein lipoylation. The transcript has a single exon. The record is from RefSeq and is a predicted model, not a curated record. Gene Ontology annotation, cellular component: cytoplasm; mitochondrion. Bases 410 to 1531 code for a protein of 373 amino acids.
UGUGAUUAUCUCCAAGUGGUGGGAUUUUGUAUUCUUUUAUUUUCUUUAUCUGUGUUUAUCUAUGUUUUCUCAUUUUUCUCAAUGAACAUGCAUUACUUGUGAAUUCAAAAUAAUUUGGCUUUGAGAUCUAUUACAUGUGUUAGCAGCAGACUUACUAUUUGAUAUGAGUGUGCCCUUAUUCUAUUUCAGCUGAAAUUAUUUGAAGUUGUCUUCAUUAUUUCCUUCGAGUAUUCUUUUGUAGAGUUGCUAAAGAAAAAUCAUAAAACUAAAAGGCAAGAAAAGCAACUGGACUAGAUACUUAGAGAAUUAGAUAAGUUUGGAUAAAAUAGGCAUAAUGGAUAGCUAGAAGAUAGAGUUUGACUUUCCUUUUUUCAAUGAAUUAAUUUGUUUGUCUUCCAUUUUUAAAAGCAUGCUUGUCCUAUUUUCAAUGAAGAAUUGCUUCAAGUUACUUUCUAACCACAAAGUCCCAACAGCUGGCUUUAAAAACACAGUAAAAAAUGGGCUAAUUUUACAGUCAGUUUCCAAUGAUGUUUAUCAAAAUCUGGCUGUAGAAGACUGGAUCCAUGACCAUAUGAAUCUAGAAGGCAAGCCAAUUCUUUUCUUUUGGAGAAAUUCUCCCUCUGUUGUAAUUGGUAGGCAUCAGAAUCCUUGGCAGGAAUGUAACCUGAAUCUGAUGCGAGAAGAAGGAAUAAAACUGGCUCGGAGAAGGAGUGGAGGAGGAACCGUCUACCAUGAUAUGGGUAAUAUCAAUUUGACUUUCUUUACAACCAAAAAGAAGUAUGAUAGAAUGGAAAAUAUGAAAUUAGUUGUGAGAGCUAUGAAUGCUGUCCAACCCCAGCUGGAUGUACGGGCUACCAAAAGAUUUGACCUUUUACUUGAUGGACAGUUUAAAAUCUCAGGAACAGCUUCUAAGAUCGGCCGGACUACUGCUUAUCACCACUGCACUUUAUUAUGUAGUACUGAUGGGACCUUCUUGUCUUCUUUACUAAAGAGCCCCUACCAAGGGAUCAAGAGCAAUGCCACUGCUAGCAUACCUUCUGUAGUUAAAAAUCUUUUGGAAAAAGAUCCGACUCUGACCUGUGAAGUACUGGUGAAUGCUAUUGCUGCAGAGUAUGCUGCUUAUCAUCAAAUUGAUAAUCACAUUAACCUAAUAAACCCAACUGAUGAGACAUUGUUUCCUGGAAUAAAUAGCAAAGCCAAAGAACUGCAAACUUGGGAGUGGAUAUAUGGCAAAACUCCAAAGUUUAGUAUAAACACUUCCUUUAAUAUAUUAUAUGAACAGUCACACUUGGAAAUUAAAGUAUUCAUCGAUAUAAAGAAUGGAAGAAUUGAAAUCUGUAAUAUUGAAGCACCUAAUCAUUGGUUGCCACUGGAAAUAUGCAACAAAUUAAAUUCAAGUUUUAUUGGCAGUAAGUUUUGCCCAAUCGAAACUAACAUGCUAACAAGUAUAUUACUGAGAACAUGUCCUGAAGACCGUAAACUACACAGUAAGUGGAAUAUACUCUGUGAAAAUAUUAAGGGAAUAAUGUGAUUCCAAGUAAAUUUCAUUAUGCUGACAAUUUCAGUGCAAAAAUAAAAUUUUGAAAUGCACAUUGGAUGUC